Molecule: messenger RNA, 2055 nt
Organism: Funneliformis geosporum
Lineage: Eukaryota; Fungi; Glomeromycota; Glomeromycetes; Glomerales; Glomeraceae
Source: the annotation of a GenBank genome assembly
AUGUCAGGACGUGCAUUUAGAAAAGCCAUAAAUAAAGAGUAUGAGCUCUCAGCAGUGCAAAAUAAAGAGUAUGAUUCCGAGGAAAUUGAACCGACACCGCCACCUCCAAAGAGAAAUUUAUUCGAUUUACUCAAUGAAGGUGUUGACGACGUUGAAAGCCACGUUUCGGACGAAAAUCAAAAUCUACAAAAUACCUCGACACCGAAUCCUGUGCCUGAAUUAGAUAAGAAAACACGGACAGGAAAGAGAGUCGAAGAUAUGAGCAAUACCGAACUAGAAACUUUGAUUCGAGAAAUUACAAAACAGGACGAUGAUAAAUCAAAAGGACAUCAAUCUUCGGUAGUUUUAAACAAUCCAUUUUUAAUUAUAGACACACGUUUAUUAGAUGCAGAUGGCGAAAUGAGGAGAAUGUUUUCUUCUGGAGUUGUAGACAGAGAGAUUCGAAGCAGAAAUUACGCGCGUACUAUAAAGAGAACGUUGCUGGCAAAGCCAAGACAAAGUUGGCCACCGAUUCUUAAAUUUGGAUUAAGAAUGGAAUUAUUGAAGGAAGAAGAAGGAAUAUGUUAUUUUAAAUUUGUACACUCUCAGCAAUAUCAAAUUGUUCAAUUGGACUUUUUACAACGCAUAGCUACACAUGAUCCAAAUGCAAUCUUCUCCCUACUGCAUGAGAAUCCAUAUCAUAUAGAUUCGCUAUUGCAAAUGAGCGACAUUUACAAAAUGUCAGGAGAUCAUACUAUGGCUGGCGAGCUUAUAGAACGUGCAUUAUAUGCGUUUGAAAAAAGCUUCCACGUCAAGUUUAAUAUUACAAAAGGUACUUCUCGAAUGGAUUACAAACAUUUCGAAAAUAGAGCUUUUUUCCUUGGAUUAUUACGCCAGAUCCAAUCUUCGUCUCGUCGAGGAUGUUGGCAAACUUCCUUUGAAUUUUCAAAAUUAUUACUUUCAUUGGAUCCUCUAAAUGAUCCUUUGAGUGUACUGUAUUUCAUUGAUUAUCUUGGUUUAAAAGCUCAACAACAUUCUUAUGUUUUAUCCCUUGCCAAUGAAUGGACUUUGCAUAAUUUACAAAAUUGGCCUAAUUUUGUUUAUUCUGCCGCAAUAGCAAAUUUUCAAUUAGAGUUGCGUGACGAAAAUAAUUCCACACAUGAAAUGAGCACAAAAAUGUUAGAAAAGGCUAUUCUUUAUUUUCCAUCCGUUAUACUUCUUUUGUCUGAAAAAUGUGAUAUUCAACUUGAAAAUGAUGUUGCCGAAAGUUCGUUAAUUCAAGAAGUUUCCAAUUAUCUUAAUCUUUUGAUUAAUCAUUACGUUGAACAAGUCUCGUCUCUAUGGACGCAACCUGAGGUUAUUAUCUCUUCUUUGAAUGAUGAGGAGUUUAGUCAAGCUCUUUUAUAUGGAAAAAAUCUCAGAGAAAAUUCGUUUAAUGAACAAAUCCCGCUAAAUUUAAGUAGAUAUAUUGUCGUUUCUGAAAAUUCUAAAUUUCUCGCAUAUCUUCCUGAGGUCACAAGCGGAGAUAUUAAUCUUCACGAUCCUUUACCGCCACCGGAUGGAGUUAGUCCUUAUGAUGCAUAUUCAGAAACUUCUUCAACGCUUGCUAACUCUGAUUGGGAGAAUCUUUUGGCAGUUGACCUACGACAAUUACUUGGAAAUACGAAUAUGCAAAUGAUUGCAGAACGUAUACAUCAAAUAGCUGAUUCAGCAAACCUACAAGCAGCAGCUGAAAGAUUAAUUGAUGUACUUCGCGGAACAAGUGGAUAUGAUAUUGAUGAAAAUCAACAACUUCCAAAUGAAAAUCUAGAGCUUCCGAUGCCUGGCGGAUUUCCUCGGGAUAACUCAUCACAAACACAAGACCUUGAUGCUGGAUAUCUCUGUUGCGGGAAACCAGAAUUAUCUGUGAUGUUACAUGGAAAAAUUGAGGAAAAAGACUUUGAAAUACGGUUACGCAACAAGUUAAAAUCUCAUAUAAUCAAACCAGCAUGUUGGUUACGCUCAUAUGAACUUGAAUCACCACUCGAAAUUACAAUGAGAAUGUUGUUUAUUUCUCUUGUUAUUAAUGUUAGUUAG